UUAUUCCUUCUUUCAGAUUUCUUCUCUCUCUCUCUCUCUCUCUCUCUCUACAUUUUCCUUCUCAAGAACUGGUCCCAACACCUUCUUCAGAUCCAAAAUCUCCAAUUUCUUUUCAAGUUUUCUCUGCUUCAUCAAGAUCCAAGUCUUUUCAUGCCUUUUCAACACUACCCGUUUUCUCAUUUCAGCUCUUUCAGCCUCUGUGCUCUGUUUUAUGGAGUCAUGACUUGUUCAAUGAGUCAAUUCAUGGUGGGUUUUUGAAGAGGAAGUUCUAAGACUUUGUGGGUUCAAGGUAUUGAAGCAAGUAUGCAGUGUACGAGCUUCCUCCCGGGAUGCUACUCCAGUAGAGAUCUUAAUGCGAGUGCUAAUGGUGGUGCAUGGCCCCUAUAUGAUAAUGAUAUAACCUUGAUGAAUGGCCAUUCCUACAAUCUUUUCUUGCCACCACCAACGAAAGACCAAUUUGGAGUCAGUGACAAGGAAGUAUUGAGGCAGAUGAUGCUCAAGCAUGAAUCCAUAUUUAGAGAUCAGGUCCAUGAACUCCACCGCCUUUAUAGAAGACAACAGGAAUUGAUGGAUGAAAUCAAAAGGAGGGAGCUAUCUACGCACAACAACCGGCUUCAGACAUCUCACUCCAGCUCUUUUUUGUUUAAAAUUUCAUCCGAGGCUGCCCAGAGGACAUGGCAAACCGCGAGCUUACCCUGGGUAAAUCCUGCUGCUAAUAGAUUACCAGUUUUGAGUUCUGAAAACUUCCUAUCAACGUCAAGUUUUCCCGUGCGGAGGAACGUGCAAGCGGGUCCCAAUACUGCCCAAACAGAACACAGUUUAAAAGACUGCAAAUUGUUGCAAUCCAAUUGUGAGAAGCCUAGAAAGAAAAUGUUGGACCUUGAACUUCCGGCUGAGGAAUACAUCGAUAGUGAAGAGGAGAAUGAGUUUGGAGAGGGAAAGGUUUCUGAAGUACCUGCAGUGCCAUUUUAUCCACCAAAGAGAAUGAUAGAGGUUUCCGAGAAGAGUCAUUUAAAACUGUUUCAUUGUGGUGAUCAAGGAGGUUUUUCUAGUCUUGAUUCUCUUUCUAGGAGGACCAAUGAUUUGGCUGACUUGAAUGAACCUAUCAGACUUGAAUCACUCCCGUGCUUUAAUGUUCCCGUGCCAUUUAGUAAGAGUACUAAUUCAUCACCGGCAAGCCCUCCGGUUAAUGGAAACAAGUUCCAUUGUAGCGGAGAUUUUAGAAGUAGCCCAGGUGUUGGAAAUGUGUGCCAAAGUGGAAACAGUUUUUGUGUCAGUUCCCAGUCAGAUUCCAGGAUGGAGGAUUGCUUGUCCUUGAUAGGCUUUAAUCAUCCGAAGCGUUCAAGUGAUAGGAAUAUGAAUUUUGGGAUUAUGGACUUGAAUAUGCCUCCUAGCUGUGUUCUAGACUCAGAAGUGUCUGAACAAAAUGUCAGGACUCAAAAUGGAGUAAAGAAGCUUGAAGAUUCACGAGCAAUGUUGUCUGGGUCCACUGCAAAGCCUGAUUGCAGUAACAAACCGGACAAGGAAAGGGAAGAUUUAUCCCAGACAGAUUUGGGUUUUUCACAAGCUUUUCCAACAUCUGUCUGUGAUGUUGAGCCAAAGAGGUUCAAGACUACCGAUGAAUCAGAAAAUAUUGACAUUAAAAGUAACGAGAAAGCUACCCGGGGUAGCUAUCAUGUACUUGACUCAGGAAAACAUUGCACAACAAAAGAUCAAUCUUUAGAUGUUGUAGUUGAUAGUAAGCUUUCAUGGGCUAGAAAUCAAAUUGACUUGAACUCAUGCAUAGACGAUGUAGACGAGUCUUCUCCAAUGUUUUCCAUUCCAAAGGUCCUCAUUGAAACGGUGACGGAAAUAGAUCUUGAAGCGCCUGUUAGUCCUGAAAACAAGGAGUCCUCUCCGCCUAGAGGUGAAUCAGAGGAGAACCAACUCGAGACGCCUAUCCGGUUGUCAAAGCCCAUGGAUAGGGACACGAAUGAUGAUGAACUUGCAUUCAAGACAGCAGCAGAGGCUAUAGUCUUGAUUUCUACACCCGGGUUUCAAAAACCGUUAAUCAAAAACACUGUUUGUGAAGCAUCGGAAGUUUCUCUUGGUGACUCCCUACAUUGGUUUGCCGGGGUAGUUUCUUCUGUGGCCGAUGAUCAUGAAAAUGAGGACAGUGACGAUCGACACGAGCUUUUGUCUGAUGUGAGUGAUUACUUUGAAGCCAUGACAUUGGAGCUAACUGAGACAAUAGUGGAAGACUAUCGGUGUAAGAACAAUGGACAAAAUGAGGAAGAAACUGGGGCAAAUUUAUUGCCGAGUCAACCAAGGAGGGGUCGGGCAAGGAGGGUGAGACAGCGAAAGGACUUCCAAUCUGAAAUUUUACCGUCCCUUGCCUCUCUAUCGAGGCAUGAGGUGACUGAGGAUCUUCAGAUGAUUGGAGGGCUGAUGGAGGCUGCGGGUUUUCCAGUGGGAACAUGUUUGGGAAGAAGAAAUUCGGGUAGAAAUGGGUGUUCAAGAUCAAGAAGGCGGUCAAGUAAUUCGAUUUGCCCAGUUUUGAAGCCAGAAAACAAUGAAAGUGAGUUGGGUUUUGGAGAGAAGAGCCUGCAAGGUUGGGGGAAGAUGAAUAGGCGGCGAAGGGGGCCGAGGAUUCCAGCAAGUAAUCGUCGGCUUAUAUUCGUUUAAGAGUGUAUUAGUGACUGAUUUAGGAGAGAGAGAGAGAGAGAGAGAGGAGUGGGGUGGAUUUUGGUUUUACUAUAAGAUGGUAAGAAAGAAGAACAUGGUUGCAUGGCUUCUGAGACAUGGGAUUGUUUUGUACAUGUCAUUUUAGGCCAAAAAUUAAGUUUUAGGCCUCUUUGUAUAUGAAAGUUUACAACCAUCUUGUGUGCAAAUAUAUAUAUGUACAUACUACUGAGUAGAAAA
This is a messenger RNA of Camellia sinensis, 2901 nucleotides long. RefSeq lists its product as uncharacterized. The record is from RefSeq and is a predicted model, not a curated record. Lineage: Eukaryota; Viridiplantae; Streptophyta; Magnoliopsida; Ericales; Theaceae.